AGCUCGGACAAGAUGAUCGCAAAAUUACUAAUCUUCGUGCUUGCUAUACACAUGGCGACGUGCACAUCAAUGUUUACUGAAAAGCAACUGGUUCAAUCAACGAUGCCGAAGCCAACUUUAACAGGUUAUCCUUUUAAUGGAGUGAUUGAGUUUUUAAAUUGCCCUGGUUUAAUUCAUGAGGGAAUAUUAAUAAAUCAAUGGAAAAUUUUGAAGCUAGAUAACACUUGUAAACUGCAAGCAAAUAGUAUAAUAAUAGAAGACAGUAUAAUUUUGGUGGAAGAAACAAGUCUCUAUUUGAUUGCCAAUCACGUCAAGCUUCUUAGAACCACGAUUAUUGGAAACAACCACACUAUACGCAUAGUUGCAGAAAAUAUAGAGUUAUACUCUAACCGAUUCGUUGGCGAUAAUUCAACCUAUGAAGCUCUGGGAAUUAAUAUUUCUACACGCCAGAACGACCAUGUGGGUGAUUAUUCAAGUUAUAAAGUGCUCGGAUCUUACAUAGAGGAACAAUUGGACAUGUUUACUGGAAUUUAUCAGUAUCAUAACCUGACAACAGUCGAUAUACAGCAGAUUCGCAACGAAUAUUCUGAAGACCUACCGAUUUACAACCUUGUUGAAUUUGGGACCGGAAAUCCUGACAGCACUAUUAAUGAAAGUAAAUAUAUCGUGCGGCAAGGUUGCGUCUUUCGGGGAAAUCAUCGCUAUUACCACAUUAACGCACCUUUUUUCUGCAACGAUAAUAAUGAUUAUAACGAAAAUUUUGAUAGUUGGUUUCUUACGGGAAGUGGAAAAGAAUGCAAAAUAAGUACAAAUUUAUAUGAUAGCAAUGAUAAGAUUUUGAAGUUGAAGGGAAUCGAGUAUGAUGUUCUGUAAUACUUGCUGGUGUAACGAUAAAUAACUAUAAUGAAUAAUGGUAUUUUAGACAAUAAAUUAUAGAAUUCUUUCAUUCUCAUUCCAUCAAUUAUAUCAACUUUUAACAUUGUAUAGUUUGAUGCCUGAAACAACUCAAAGUGUCCAAUUUUAUUGAUUGUUACUUAUCAUAAUCUCUCCU
Messenger RNA from Cotesia glomerata, 1051 nucleotides. RefSeq lists its product as uncharacterized. NCBI's taxonomy places the organism in Eukaryota, Metazoa, Arthropoda, Insecta, Hymenoptera, Braconidae. The transcript has 2 exons. Bases 13 to 873 code for a protein of 286 amino acids. The record is from RefSeq and is a predicted model, not a curated record.